CUUAACCUAGCCUACCCUAGCCUACCCUACUCUACCCAAGCCUACCCCACCCUACCAACAAGCCCUACAGAGACUGUUUUCUUAGUAGUUUCGGUCAGUGGUUCAUUCGGGUCAGGCAUUGUGCGUGACGAUGCUGGGAUGCGUGUCCCGCCUGCGUCGGCUGGUCCGUCUUGUCCGCCACCUCCCCCUCCAGACCUCCCUGCUCCUCCUCUUCCUUUUCUGCACCGUCAGCGUCUUCGUCUCCGCCUACUUCCUGUACGGCGCGAAACAGGAGCUCGAGCACUCAGGAGGGGGCGUGGCUGGUGGCGAGGGAGUGUCGGCCAUCUACGAUGACCUCCGGGUGAGCCCGUCGCGGCUGCUCCCAGUGCGGGCGGUGUCUGGGGGACCCGGGGGCGAAGGAGGGGGGAGGACAGACCCUGUAGUGCUGGUGUUUGUAGAGAGUCAGUACUCUCAACUUGGCCAGGAUAUCGUGGCCAUCCUGGAGUCGGGACGUUUCCGGUACCGGAUGGAGAUCUCUCCCGGUAAAGGGGACAUGCCCACGUUAACGGAUAAGGAGCACGGGCGCUUCACACUGGUCAUCUACGAGAACAUCCUGAAGUACGUCAACCUGGACGCCUGGAACAGAGAGCUGCUGGACAAGUACUGUGUGGAAUACGGAGUGGGCAUCAUCGGCUUCUUUAAGGCCAAUGAGAACAGCCUGCUGAGCGCCCAGCUCAAAGGCUUCCCCCUCUUCCUCCACUCCAACCUGGGCCUGAAAGACUGCACGGUCAACCCCAAGUCCCCCCUCCUCUUCAUCACGCGCUCCGGCCAGCCUAUCCCCGGCCCCCUUCCCGGUGACGACUGGACCGUCUUCCAGUCCAACCACUCCACCUAUGAGCCCAUCCUCCUAGCCAAAACCCAGUCCGCCGAGAGUGUCCCCUCGCUGGGUACGACGGCCGCACUGCUCCCCUCCGUGGUGCAGGACCUGGGGCUCCAUGAUGGGAUCCAGAGGGUUCUGUUUGGGAACAACCUCAACUUCUGGCUGCACAAGCUGGUGUUUGUGGACGCGGUGGGCUUCCUGACGGGGAAGAGGCUGUCUCUCUCCCUGGAGCGACACCUACUGGUCGAUAUAGAUGACAUCUUUGUGGGGAAGGAGGGCACGAGGAUGAAGGUGGAGGAUGUUAAGGCCCUGUUGGAGACCCAGAGAGAGCUGCGUAACCAUGUACCCAACUUCACCUUCAACCUGGGCUAUUCAGGGAAGUUCUUCCAUGCAGGGUCAGAUGAGGAGGACCUGGGGGAUGACCUGCUCCUCUCCUACGUCAAGGAGUUCUGGUGGUUCCCCCACAUGUGGAGUCACAUGCAGCCCCACCUCUUCCACAACCAGUCAGUGCUAGCUGAACAGAUGCUGCUCAACAAGAGGUUCGCUAUGGAGCACGGUAUCCCCACUAACAUGGGCUAUGCUGUAGCCCCCCACCACUCUGGGGUGUACCCGGUCCACCUGCAGCUGUACGAUGCCUGGAAGAAGGUAUGGGGAAUCAGGGUGACCAGCACAGAGGAAUACCCCCACCUCAAACCUGCCCGCUUCAGACGAGGAUUCAUACACAGCGGUAUCAGCGUCUUGCCCAGGCAGACGUGUGGCCUGUUUACACACACCAUCUUCUAUAAGGAGUACCCAGGCAGUCCCAAUGAACUGGACAAACUCAUUAACGGAGGAGAGCUGUUCCUCACUGUCCUACUCAACCCUAUCAGUAUCUUCAUGACCCACCUGUCUAACUAUGGUAACGACCAGCUAGGCCUGUACACCUUUAAGAGCCUGGUGGCCUUCCUGCAGACCUGGACCAACCUGCGGCUGCAGACCCUGCCUCCCAUCCAGCUGGCCCACAGAUACUUCAGCCUCUUCCCCAACGAGAGAAACCCACUCUGGCAGGAUCCCUGCGAGGACAAAAGGCAUAAGGACAUUUGGUCAAAGGAGAAGACAUGCGACCGUUUCCCCAAGCUGCUUGUCAUUGGGCCUCAGAAGACAGGUUCUACAGCCCUCUAUCUGUUCCUGGGCAUGCACCCUGACCUGACCAGUAACUACCCCAGCAAGGAGACCUUUGAGGAGAUUCAGUUCUUCAAUGGACACAAUUACCACAGAGGCAUUGACUGGUACAUGGAGUACUUCCCCUUGCCAUCCAACACCAGCUCAGACUACUACUUUGAGAAAAGUGCCAACUACUUUGACUCCGAGGUGGCAGCGGAGCGGGCGGCCGCCCUCCUGCCAAAGGCCAAGAUCAUCACCAUCCUCAUCAACCCAGCUGACCGCGCUUACUCAUGGUACCAGCACCAGCGCGCCCAUGACGACCCAGUGGCUCUGAAAUACUCCUUCCAUGAUGUCAUCGCGGCUACCCAUGAUGCCCCAGUGAAACUGCGUGUGCUCCAGAACCGUUGCCUGGUGCCGGGCUGGUACGCCGUCCACAUGGAGCGAUGGCUCAACCACUACCACUCCAGUCAGGUCCUGGUUCUGGAUGGGCAGCAGCUGAAGACUGAGCCGGCCUCAGUUAUGGACAGGAUCCAGAAGUUUCUAGGCCUGGUCAACAUGGUCAACUACCACAGGAUCCUAGCGUUUGACCCCAAGAAAGGCUUCUGGUGUCAGCUGCUGGAGGAAGGGAAGACCAAGUGUCUGGGGAAGAGCAAGGGGCGGCGGUACCCUGACAUGGACCCAGAGUCCCAGUUGUUCCUCAGGGAGCACUACAUGGAUCAAAACAUAGCAUUAUCUAAGCUGCUGUACAGGAUGGGCCAGCCCCUGCCCAGCUGGCUCCGAGAGGAACUGGUCCAUACCAGGUAGCAGCUCAGUGGACUGUACCACAGCUUAACCACCCCCCAUAUGGAGGAGUAUGAUAUUAAUCCCCUGGAGGAUCCAUAGGGGAUUAAAUACUUACCCUUGACAGGGUUCAGAAAGGGGUGUGUUAUGAUGAAAGCCUCUCCUUCUCUAUAUGCUCUUCAUAAGAGGAAAGGAAAGGACAGGGAGGAAAGGACAGGGAGGAAGGGAGAGCAGGGAUGGUGACCAGUGGGCGGUGAGUCUCCUCUCUCUGCCUAAAUUGUACCUCCCCAUGAAACACCACCACCCUUACUUGGUACAUUCCAGGAAGAGACUCCCCACAGGACUGCACCACCUCUUACAGAGGUGGAGGGGUGUGAAGGUACCGGUACAGAUAGGAUGGGAUGGAGAGGAGGGUGUGGUCAACCCUCAUCCCCUCUUUCUUUGACUUUCCCUUGCCUUCCUCACAUGGACUUGGACCUUACUCUUGGGAGGAACAGGAGGAUGAAGAGGAAGAGUGAGACUUGGCUAGCCUGCACAGCACCAGUCAUUUAAGGCUGAGUGAGGUGAAGAAAGGGCAGAUAUUACACUAGAGCAGAGAUCAAUUAGUACUUGAAUCAAUGAAAUAAUGAAUGCCAUUAGUUGAAAAUGCUUGUGGUUUCUGUGUAAAAACCAUAGGGGGGUGGUAUGUUAUAUAUAGACUCAGGCUACAGGUGUGAUGUGGUAUUAUUCACUAGGCCUUUAGACACUAGACAUUAACACAUUUACCAGUGCCAGGACAGAAUCCUCACCACUACAUUACAUGGCCUGUUGACGGUUCUUAUUUUUUAAGAUUGUGAUUUGGAGACAUGUUAUUGUAGAAGGUGAUCAGAAACACGUUUUGCUCCGUUUCUGUUUCGGAUGGGGUCGAAUGCACAGCACAGGAAGUGCAAGGCAGACAGACAAGGCAGCACACAUUGAAAGCACAAUAUGCAAAGUAUUGGUACAUCUCAUAAAUAGACUUUACAGACACACACAUUCUAAUUUAUCAGGUUGUCUGAAAGCACAGUCAUUUUAAUUAACAGAUUGUCUGAGCCCACAGUCAUUCUAAUUUAACAGCUUGUCUGAAAGCGCAGUCAUUCUAAUUUAACAGCUUGUCUGAGGGCACAGUCGUUCUAAUAUAACAGGUUGUCUGAAACCACAGUCAUUCUAAUUUAACAGCUUGUCUGAAAGCGCAGUCAUUCUAAUUUAACAGCUUGUCUGAGGGCACAGUCGUUCUAAUUUAACAGGUUGUCUGAAACCACAGUCAUUCUAAUUUAACAGCUUGUCUGAGGGCACAGUCGUUCUAAUAUAACAGGUUGUCUGAAACCACAGUCAUUCUAAUUCAACAGCUUGUCUGAAAGCGCAGUCAUUCUAAUUUAACAGCUUGUCUGAAAGCGCAGUCAUUCUAAUUUAACAGUUUGUCUGAAAGCGCAGUCAUUCUAAUUUAACAGUUGGUCUGAAACCACAGUCAUUCUAAUUUAACAGGUUGUCUGAAACCACAGUCAUUCUAAUUUAACAGGUUGUCUGAGCCCACAGUCAUUCUAAUUUAACAGGUUGUCUGAGCCCACAGUCAUUCUAAUUUAACAGGUUGUCUGAAACCACAGUCAUUCUAAUUUAACAGGUUGUCUGAAAGCACAGUCAUUCUAAUUUAACGGGUUGUCUGAAAGCACAGUCAUUCUAAUUUAACAGGUUGUCUGAAAGCACAGUCAUUCUAAUUUAACAGUUGGUCUGAAACCACAGUCAUUCUAAUUUAACAGGUUGUCUGAAACCACAGUCAUUCUAAUUUAACAGGUUGUCUGAGCCCACAGUCAUUCUAAUUUAACAGGUUGUCUGAGCCCACAGUCAUUCUAAUUUAACAGGUUGUCUGAAACCACAGUCAUUCUAAUUUAACAGGUUGUCUGAAAGCACAGUCAUUCUAAUUUAACGGGUUGUCUGAAAGCACAGUCAUUCUAAUUUAACAGGUUGUCUGAAACCACAGUCAUUCUAAUUUAACAGGUUGUCUGAGCCCACAGUCAUUCUAAUUUAACAGGUUGUCUGAGCCCACAGUCAUUCUAAUUUAACAGGUUGUCUGAAACCACAGUCAUUUUAAUUCAACAGGUUGUCUGAGGGCACAGUCAUUUUAAUUCAACAGGUUGUCUGAGGGCACAGUCAUUUUAAUUCAACAGGUUGUCUGAAAGAUCAGUCAUUCUAAUUUAACAGGUUGUCUGAAAGGUCAGUCAUAACACAAAUAUUACAGUAUGUGAAGUCGGUCCCACUAAUCAAAGUACAACUUAUGAAGACGUUAUAUAGCAUGCAUAAAGGCUUCAUAGGCGCUACAUAAAUGAUUCACAAAUCAUUUAUAAUCAUAUUUCAUACUCUAAAUGGUGUAUAAAAGGUGACAUAACAGUUCCCACUGUAUGCUUAUACACCAUUCAUAGAUUGAUAUACGCUAAUUAUGAAGCCUUUAUGUAUGCGCUAUAAAGCCUUUAGAAGUUGUACUUUGUUUAAAGUGGGACCGUGAAGUCUGACAUAAGCUAAGUUUAAAUGCACUAAUGUCCAACAGUCUUCUGCAGUUUGAGGAAAAAAUUAAAUAAAUCCUUAUUUUUGAAUGUUCCAUUUCAUUUGUUUUAGCAGUUGUUCAUAGUAUUUCUGAGUUGCAUCAGGGAGAAUCUAAAACAUGCACAUCUAACAUAGUCAGUAUGCCCCUAGUUACAGUUAUAGUAGUUGUUACUCAGACACUGGUCACAUGGUACUACCACUGCAAGCAUACAUAACAAAAAGCUGCUCUUACUGCAAUAGUUUUGUACAAUGUUGUUCAGACGUAAUAACAACGCACAUGCUGUUCAUUUUUUUCUUUCCUGACUCUAAUCUAAUGUUAUAGACACCAAUUAUUGAAUAUGAUUGAGGUGAAACUCUUCCGGCCCCCUCUCAUAGUGCAAUGAAAGAGGUAUUCAGUUGGGACAGAAUUAUCCAGGUAGUAUUGAAAUAUCACUACUAUGGAUCAUAAUAUAGUGUCGUCUGCUGAAGUCCCAACAGAUCUCUUUCAUCCUAUCUGUUCAUAGGAACGUUCCUCCCCUCUUAAUCCUUCUCUCAACUACCCCCACACUGCCAACUGUUGUACAGAGCUCCUUGAUUUCUUUAUUUAAAGUAUUAUUGACAUGAUAAUAACACAAUAACAACAAUGAUGGUACUAAUCUCCCCGGACUGUACGAUAAAGACUUGUAAUUGUUAAUUUUUACAGUGUAACUAAUGUUGUUGGUGCUUUUUAAUUUGCAAAUAAAACACCACUUGAUUUUUA
This is a messenger RNA of Coregonus clupeaformis (lake whitefish), 6077 nucleotides long. RefSeq names its product bifunctional heparan sulfate N-deacetylase/N-sulfotransferase 1-like. Gene Ontology annotation, cellular component: Golgi apparatus. The record is from RefSeq and is a predicted model, not a curated record. The transcript is spliced from 13 exons. Bases 131 to 2806 code for a protein of 891 amino acids. Lineage: Eukaryota; Metazoa; Chordata; Actinopteri; Salmoniformes; Salmonidae. Gene Ontology annotation, molecular function: deacetylase activity; heparan sulfate N-sulfotransferase activity.